AUGAAGUUACCAUCUGAGUUGAUGAAUGGACAAGAUUACUCAGUUUUUAAGAAGGGAAUUCGACCCAUGUGGGAGGAUCAAGCUAACAAGAGAGGUGCCCGAUUACUCAUCACCCUCGACAAAAAGAAUCACCAAGAGAUGGACAGCAUAUGGCUCGACACGGUGCUGAUGAUGAUAGGUGAAAAUUUUGACGAUUUGAACCACAAGAUUCGUGGAGCCGUAGUUAACGUUAGACCCAAGGGUAACAAAAUUGGGAUUUGGUUGGCCAAUAAAAAUGACGAAGCUGACAAUAUUCGUCUGAUAAAGAAGUUAAAACAAGUGCUUGGGAUAUCAAAACGACUAACCUUCUACGGACACAAUUCUAACAUGGCGUUGUAUAACGCAUAA
Messenger RNA from Diatraea saccharalis (sugarcane borer), 387 nucleotides. The record is from the annotation of a GenBank genome assembly. NCBI's taxonomy places the organism in Eukaryota, Metazoa, Arthropoda, Insecta, Lepidoptera, Crambidae.